Molecule: messenger RNA, 351 nt
Organism: Symbiodinium natans
Lineage: Eukaryota; Dinophyceae; Suessiales; Symbiodiniaceae
Source: the annotation of a GenBank genome assembly
AUGAACAGGCAAAGACUGUCUUUCCACAGCAUUAGUUGCUGUUCGCGUCAAGGGGCUGGCAAUGCGGAGCUGGAAAAGUCCUCGUUCUGCGCCCUGAUUCUUGCAAGCGGCUUCUUGCAUUUGCCAAGCUACAUCUUGCAAGUAGCAGCAAGGUUUUUUUCGGUCUACGGCUCUGCUUUUUCCUUUCUGACGCUGCACUCGGUUCAUAUCAGCAGCUUGCUUGCUGUCACAUUGAGCAGUCUGUCUCAGAAUCUCAUCCUGUUGCAGGUCGCAGCGCACGUCCGCAGCAACGGUCAGGUAUCUUAUCUUGCAAUGCGGCAAUGUUGUAACAAUUGCGGGAAAAGUAUGUAA